This is a messenger RNA of Aspergillus viridinutans, 2355 nucleotides long. Its product is annotated as putative sterol glucosyltransferase. The transcript has 5 exons. Gene Ontology annotation, molecular function: hexosyltransferase activity; UDP-glycosyltransferase activity. Gene Ontology annotation, biological process: carbohydrate metabolic process. The record is from RefSeq and is a predicted model, not a curated record. Bases 1 to 2355 code for a protein of 784 amino acids. Lineage: Eukaryota; Fungi; Ascomycota; Eurotiomycetes; Eurotiales; Aspergillaceae.
AUGUCAAGUGGUAUAUUGUUAACUAGGCCAGCCGAUGGACGAAUUGACGUUGAUCUGAACUCGAGGAUUGCCCGCACACUCGCUCAGAUCGUCGAGCUGCAACAGGAAGACGUCCACAGCCCACCUCCCAACUAUGAGCAGGGGCUGCAACAGCAGCAACGUCAAGAUUAUCAACUACAACCGAUUGAGUGCAACAUCCACCUCAAUAUUGUGAUCCAGAUUGUUGGUAGCCGCGGCGACGUCCAUCCUUUUAUCGCCCUAGGUACCGAGCUGCAAAAGCACGGUCAUCGCGUCCGUCUAGCCACACAUGAUGUUUUCGCAGACUUUGUACGAUCGUCCGGACUCGAGUUUUAUCCCAUCGGCGGUGAUCCAGCGGAGCUUAUGGCCUUCAUGGUGAAAAAUCCCGGCCUCCUACCGCAGAUGAACAGCCUUCGGGGCGGGGAGAUCCAGAAAAAGCGAGCCAUGGUUGCAACGAUGCUUGACGGGUGCUGGCGUUCGUGCAUCGACGAUGACCCGCUUACCAAGGUCCCCUUUGUGGCGGAUGCAAUUAUUGCGAAUCCGCCCGGCUUCGCGCAUGUGCAUUGUGCGCAGGCCUUGAGGAUCCCGGUCCAUCUGAUGUUUACCAUGCCGUGGAGUAGUACGACUGCUUUCCCUCAACCGUUGGCGAAUUUGCGGCCGUCGGAUAUGAGUCCCCGGACGGCGCACUGGGUUUCGUAUGGUGUGGUAGAGUGGCUGACCUGGCAGGGGUUAGGCGAUGUGAUCAACCGAUGGCGAGCCACUAUUGACUUGGAUCCCAUUCCUAUGGCCGAGGGGCCCAGUUUGGCAGAGACCCUCAAGAUCCCUUUCACGUACUGCUGGUCUCCAGCUCUGGUACCAAAGCCUACGGACUGGGCUGAACAUAUCGAUGUGUGUGGCUUCUUCUUCCGGCAUCCACCGUCGUACCAACCACCACCAGAUCUCGAGCAAUUCCUUGCUUCAGGGCCACCACCUGUGUAUAUCGGCUUUGGAAGCAUCGUUGUGGACGACCCGCAACGCUUGUCUAAUACAGUAUUGCAGGCAGUUGCAGAGUCGGGUGUUCGUGCCAUCGUGUCACGAGGUUGGAGCAAGUUGGCCGGAGACGGGAAUCCAAACAUCUUCUUCAUCGGCGACUGUCCCCACGAAUGGCUGUUCCAGCAUGUUUCGGCGGUUGUCCACCACGGAGGGGCUGGAACGACCGCCUGUGGUCUUGCCAACGGGAAGCCAACGGUCGUCGUACCUUUUUUUGGAGAUCAACAAUUUUGGGGAAGCAUGAUUGCAAGGGCUGGGGCAGGCCCAUCUCCCAUUCCCCAUGCUACACUCAGCGUUCAGAAUCUGGCCGACGCUAUUCGAUUCUGCCUCAAGCCACAGACCGUUGCUGCUGCGCGUGAAAUUGCCGCCAAGAUGCAGUAUGAGUCGGGCGUCACUGCCGCCGUACAGUCCUUCUACCGGCAUCUUCCGCUGGAGCAGAUGAGAUGCCAGGUAUUCCCAGACCAGGUUGCUGUAUGGACAUACACGAGGUUCAAGCGUGAAAUUCGAUUAUCGAGGAAAGCCGUGCAGAUUCUCAUCGACCACCUAAAGAUUGAUCCAAAGAAUCUCCGCUGUUAUGAUAUUAAACCGAUCGUCAUCGAGAACCGCCGCUGGGAUCCCCUCACUGGCGUCACCUCCGCAGCCGUAGGCACCGGCACUGACCUGCUCAAAAAUACCACGAACAUGUUCUACAAACCGUACAAAGAACUCGCUCGCAAUAGGACCGAAGUCUCCUCCGAUGGCGAAGAGCGCAACCCUGUUGCCACCGCCGGGGCCAUGGCAGGGCAAUUUGCCAAAAGUUUCGGACAGUUCAUGGGGUCGUACACUAGGGGUGUCAUUGUAGAUAUCCCGCACGCUGCAGCGGAGGGAUUCCGGCAGGUCCCGCGCCUGUAUGGCGAACAGCCCAAGAACUACGGGGCUGUGCAGGAUUGGAAGUCGGGGGCUACGGUUGGGGGAAAGAACUUCGUGGAUGGCAUGAUGGAAGGAUUCUCGGGGCUGGUCACUCAGCCGAUCAAAGGGGGGAAGGAGGAGGGCGCGCUGGGUGUUGUCAAGGGUUUGGCAAAGGGAACAGCGGGAUUCAUGACCAAGGUUCCUUCCGCUGGACUGGGGCUCGUCGCGUAUCCAUUUCAAGGUAUUGUGAAGAGUAUUGAGUCGUCGGUUAGGUCCAAGACGAGGAAGGCUAUUAUCACGGCGCGACUACGGGAUGGGUAUGAGUUGAGCAGACGGGAGGCAGUUUCGCAGGAGGAGAGACAGUUUGUCCUGCAGAAGUUUCAGAGUCUUUUGUGCAGUACAAAUACCUCCCCUACCUAG